AAAGAGAAGGGAAUGGUUUUUUUUGUAUCUGAAGCAUGUAUAGUGGCUUGUUUAUCCAUAACACUGCUGUCGUUGAAAAAUUAUUAUUGUCUAUUAAACUUGUAAACAGUUUGAAUUAACAUCAAAUUAGAAUUCUUAAAUAAUUUAUAAAUUGCAUGUUAAUUAAAAUGCAUCUUAUGGAAAUCAAAAAAAGGAUCAAAUAACAUUCGUAACAUCAGUAUUAUGAAAGCCAGACUUAGAGGAUUUUCAUUCAAGAAAUUGAGGAUGGGGUGCACAUUUUUACAAAUCUGUUUAUUUAUAAAUAAAAACACUCUACUGUAGAUAUAAAGUUAAUAUGCAUGAACAAAUAAUGAAGCAGCAUUUUAGUUGGAAAAAUAACGUCGAUCAAUUUGUCUUUAAAAAUUGCUUAAAUGAUCAAAUUUGUCGCAGAAAUUUUAAAUUAAGAAAAAAGUUGUGUGAAUAUAAUCAAAAAUAUAAAGAAGAGAAUGACAGUGAGUUAAAAUCUAUUGCAAAAACCGGAACGCUAAUAAUCAGUACUUCACCACCACAUCGAACUUCCAAUACAUUUAGCAUAAAAUAUUUUACGUCGUCAUUACCAAUAAGAUUAUCCAAUUCAUUUUCAUAUUCAACGCAAUCGAAUACAACGAAAAACUUCAUGCUCUCACUUAUUUUUAAUUCUGUUCAUGAUUUAAUAGUAAGAAAAUCUCUUAAACAGAUUACCGGAAGCCUGUUAACAUUAAUGACUUUGUUGGGAAAUCAAUAUUACAAAACGCAUUUGGAAAAAAUAGUUUUGUUCACCACGCAAAUGUUGCCAUUUUGUACAGGAAUAACUUGUAAAAUUCAACUAAGACUACACAGUCUUUUGUUCGCUUGGUUUUGGUUGGUCUUCACGUUGCAUAUUGGUUUUGGAUCGGCAGAUCAAGUAAUAUUACUGGAUACAACAAGAGAAGCGACACUAGAAUGGACACGAUAUCCUUAUGGACCUCAGGCUCAAACCCCAGGAUGGGUUGAGGAGUCAUUUACCGAUUUUGUGAAAGGUAUAAACUGGAGAAGUUAUGUAGUGUGUGAUGUUGCCUACCACAAUGUUAACAACUGGUUGUGGUCGCCUUUUAUUGAUCGUGGUCCAGCCAAUCGACUGUAUAUAGAAAUACAGUUUACAAUUCGAGAUUGUUCUUUAUUUCCAGGAAAUGCUUUGUCAUGCAAGGAAACGUUUAGCUUAUUAUAUUAUGAAUUUGAUGCAGCAACACGAGAACCACCGCCAUGGCAAACUGAUAGUUAUAAACUAAUUGCUCGAAUAGCUGCUGGAGAAGGACGUUUUAAUCAAAACUCAGAUGUUGAUAUUAAUACUGAAGUAAAAAGUAUAGCUGUCACAAAAAAAGGAGUCUACUUCGCUUUUCGUGAUCAAGGAGCGUGUAUAAGCGUAUUAGCUGUAAAAGUUUAUUAUAUAACUUGCCCUGCAGUAACCGAAAAUUUUGCACAUUUCAAUGAAACUCCAACAGGCCGGGAGAUCACAAUAAUUGAAAAGCAGAAUGGUACUUGCGUUGAAAAUGCUGAACCCUAUGAACCGCCCACUUACUUAUGUAAGGGAGACGGCAAAUGGACAAUUCUAAAUGGUGGAUGUCGUUGCAAAGUAGGAUUCGAGCCUGACAAUAUAAAUAAAACGUGUAAUGAAUGUGCUGCUGGAACGUUUCGUUCAGAUGAAAUUGCUAAUUGCAUUCAAUGUCCGCCAAAUUCAAAUGCCUUAAAAUCAGGAGCAGCAUUUUGUAAAUGUUUGCCAGGAUUUUAUCGACAUCCUCGAGAUGGUAAACAUAUGCCUUGUUAUAAAGCUCCUGGACCUCCAACUAAUCUCACACUGCUGUUCGUUGAUCAAACAAGUGCAAUACUUUCUUGGAACUCGCCUGUUCGAGACAGUGCAGAAUCAGUAUUCAAUAUAAAAAAUACAAAAUAUCGUAGUGAUAUUAUAUAUAAAGCGCGUUGUAGUUCUUGUUCACCGAAUGUAGUAUUUAAUCCCAGUACUGAUACUUUUAAUGAUACUAAGUUAACUUUGACUAAUUUGGAAGCUGUUACAACUUACGUAGUACAAAUUCAUACUAUAAAUGGACUUUCUUAUAUAGAAUCAGAAAUAUAUCUAAACGAUACUAUUGUUGGAAACACUGCUGUUGAAACUUUAGGAAUUUCAGAUACUAAGCCUAUAACUCCGAAACGUAGUCAACAAUCAAUAGACUUUGAUAAUAUAAAAACUGAGUAUGCUGAAAUAAGUUUUACAACGGAAUCAGCAAUUUUGUCCACUGUUUUUAAUGUACGUGUUUUGAGUACAACCAGUAAUGAAGUGGAUUUAGUUUGGGAUAAACCUGUGCAGAGUGACGCACCAAUUGAAUUUUAUGAAGUACGUUGGUUUCCAAAAUCCGAACUAGAUGCAAUCAAUAAAACUGCCUUAAAUACAAGAGAAACGAAAGCACACAUUGAAGGACUUAAUGAAAAUACAGAAUAUGGCUUUCAAGUACGGUGUAAAACUUUAAACGGCUUUGGUACUUAUAGCAAUAUUGUUUAUGCACAUACUCAUCAAGCUGUUAGUUCAGUAUAUGACGAUUCAAUACAAAUGCGUAUUAUUGCCGGGGCUACAGUUGCAGUUGUUUUUAUAUUAGUUCUUGUUAUUGUAGCAACUGUUUUAUUUUUGCGAUCUAAACAUCAAGAUGAUUUAGACAAAAAAUCAAGUAACCAUCUGCCAUUGCCAUUGGAUUACGCAAGUAAUGAAGUUCAUGCUGUGGAUACUACACCAAUAGUUAAAACGAUUCAAUCAAACGUGACUACUCCAUUGUUUGGCAACAGUCGUAGUUAUGUUGACCCUCAUACUUAUGAAGAUCCGAACCAGGCAAUUCGAGAAUUUGCAAGAGAAAUUGAUGCAAAUUAUAUCACUAUCGAAGCUAUAAUAGGUGGGGGAGAAUUUGGAGAUGUAUGCCGAGGUCGUUUAAAAAUACCGCCGAACUUUGUACAAGACAUUGAUGUCGCCAUUAAAACCUUAAAACCAGGAUCUUCUGAAAAGGCGCGAUGUGACUUUUUAACAGAGGCCUCCAUAAUGGGACAAUUUGAUCACCCUAACGUUAUAUAUUUACAGGGUGUAGUUACACGGUCAAAUCCAGUUAUGAUUAUAACAGAAUAUAUGGAAAAUGGAAGUCUGGACACAUUUUUACGUGUUAAUGAUGGAAAAUUUCAAACUCUUCAGUUAAUUGUUAUGCUGCGAGGUAUAGCAAGUGGAAUGUCGUACUUAAGUGAUAUGAAUUAUGUACACCGUGAUUUGGCUGCACGAAAUGUACUAGUUAAUGCUCAAUUAAUAUGCAAGAUUGCAGAUUUUGGACUCUCGCGUGAGAUUGAAAACGCUAGCGAUGCUUAUACUACAAGGGGUGGCAAAAUUCCAGUACGUUGGACUGCUCCCGAAGCUAUAGCCUUUAGAAAGUUUACUUCUGCUUCAGAUGUUUGGUCUUAUGGUGUAGUUUUGUGGGAAGUAAUGUCAUAUGGUGAACGACCCUAUUGGAAUUGGUCUAAUCAGGAUGUAAUAAAGAGUAUUGAAAAAGGUUACAGACUGCCAGCUCCAAUGGACUGUCCUGAAGCUUUAUAUCAAUUAAUGUUAGAUUGUUGGCAAAAACAACGUACUCACAGACCAACGUUUUCAAGUAUAGUCUCAACACUUGAUAAUUUAGCAAGACAGCCUCAAACUUUACUUACUACAAGAAAUUCACCAGAGACCGAUGGUACACAUAUCAUGGAUGGACAGCGUGGUCAUAAUAUUUUUAUUAGUACUGAUUUAUGGUUAGAAAACAUAAAAAUGUCACGUUAUUCGCAACAUUUCAAAGAGGCUAAUUUGGUGACAGCGCAACAGAUCUCUAGAUUAACGGCUCAGCAGUUAUCUGAUAUGGGUAUCACAUUAGUUGGACAUCAGAAAAAGAUCUUACAUCAAGCUAGACAGUUGGACACCAUAAUUUAACGACUUCAUUACAUAUAUAUUUAAUUAUUCCUUUGAUAUGUAAAUAUUAUGCACGUGUGAAAAUUUAAAAA
Teleopsis dalmanni is the source of this 4053-nucleotide messenger RNA. RefSeq names its product ephrin type-B receptor 1-B (gene Eph). Lineage: Eukaryota; Metazoa; Arthropoda; Insecta; Diptera; Diopsidae. Gene Ontology annotation, molecular function: protein binding; ATP binding; transmembrane-ephrin receptor activity. The record is from RefSeq and is a predicted model, not a curated record. Gene Ontology annotation, biological process: protein phosphorylation; cell surface receptor protein tyrosine kinase signaling pathway; axon guidance. The coding region runs from base 335 to 3982 and encodes 1215 amino acids. Gene Ontology annotation, cellular component: membrane; neuron projection. The transcript has 15 exons.